CAUCCAAGGACGCUUGUGGAGCCUAUGAGCUGCUUACAGGAGCUGAACAUAUCCCAGGGGGCCUUCAAGCAGAGGGAGCAGCACAGGCAGCCUGCCCAGUAACCAACAUGGAGCAGAAGAUCAGCUCUUUCUUUAAUUCCAUUUUGGAGCUCAUCCGUACCAAGCAUGAGGAAGGCGUCUUCAACACUGUCUGCCUGGCCGUGCUGAUGGGUCUGCCCUUCGUCGUCCUCAUUGCGUUCAUUUUCAUCUGCUGCCACUGCUGCUUCUGCAGCCGGAGGGGGAAAAGCAGGAAGAAAGGUGGCACCAGCAGCAAUGGGCAGCUGCACACCGAGAGGAACAAGAAGAAAAAGAAGAAGAAGAAGAAGGAUGAAGAGGACCUAUGGAUCUCUGCUCAGCCCAAGCUGCUCUUGCUGGACAAGAGACCGUCCUUGCCCAUCUAGCAGACAGGAGGGCGUUCAAGCCCUCCUCUCUGAGAUGCCACCAGUCCUUUCAGCUGUGCACUAUGAGGGGCGAGCAAAUGCCAAAGCUGCUGCCACUUUAUAGUGACUUUCAAAAGAGGCUGAGCCCAGCAGCUCACCAGCGUGUUGUUGAAGGGCCAGCAGAGAGCAAGGCAGUCAGGCACAGGUUUAUGCAAGCCCCUUCUCCCCCACCAUGAGAGCGUGCCUAAGGGCAGAAACCCCUGCAAAGGACAGGCAUGUGGACAUGUGCCCUGCUGAGCACACGAGGGUGACCUGCCACCAGGCCGUAUGUACCUCCUGCCAUGAGCACAAUGCACACGCUCUGGGCUAGCACGCAGUGACCUGGGUGCAAGGCUCUCCCUCUGCACUCCUGUGCAUUCACACGCCUCAUCGCGCGGACGAGGGUGCGCAGGACCACGUGCACUCAAAGACUGAGCUGCCUGCACGCUCCCCCUGCACCCACAUGAACAGCUGCAUGCAAAGCAAGCGCGGGCAUGCCUCGUCUGCUUGCCGUGCCACCGAGAUGGCACAGCUUGACUGCCUGGGCUCCGUCCAAACCCAGCUCACGCUGGAGAUGCAAAAAAAAAAAGCUGAGCGCAGACUUAGCCCACAAUUCAAAGAUGUGCCAUCUCCCUGGCCACCGAACCAAAGGCAACCGAGAGCAUCUGAACACAGGUGCCCUCAGCUCAACCUUAGGGACCUCAAGAUGCCAUCUUAAGCAGCAAAGCAGAUGGAUGUGUUGCCACCCAGGCUAGGAGCGGGGAGGAGAGAGGAGGUUGCAAGACCAGCCCUUUUGCACCAGCACUUAAAAACAUAUCUUCCUUAAAAAGACUGUUUUAUACAGACUUGCCUUUAGAGAGCCCACCACGCUACUGCAAGAGCAGAAAUGCAAGCUGAGGCUGUGUAAAGGCUUGGCUAUGGGCAUUAUAGUUAUUUAUUGAAUGACUACUAAAGAAGAGCAGGACCAAAGGCCCCUCUUGUUGUGGGCUAGGCACACCGAAGCAGUAUUGAAGCAGCAGACAUGCUUUCCCGGCACACUCGGCCGCUCCCCCUCCCUGCUGCCCUCGUGCCACGCACAAGGCACACGCAGACCCACGAGCACGCGCUGCCGCCAGCUGAUGCCACACAGGCAGGUUUCUGUACAGCCGUCAAGCCAGCCGGCUUUGGGAUUUGGGAUGUACUGUAGGAGCAGAGGGGAGUAAAGUUCAUGCCCACAGUCAUCCCUUACCCAGGGAUGCAUCAUACAGCUGGACCCUGCAUCGCUCUCCGUCCUCAUCUCCCUUGAACGUGCAGCAGCUCGGCCGAGCACAGCAGCUAACCAGACCACACAUGGCUCUCACCCCUACUCUGGCUUUGACCCUCUGCUAGCCCUGUGCCUGCAUGCCCAGCCUACCUCCUGAGGAGCUGGGGGGUCUCCUCUGCCCCCCGCUCUCUGCCCUGCCAGGCUCCAUCUCCCCCAGCUUGUUCUGCUAGCAAGGGAUACACACGUGUGAUGAGAAGCCCCAUCACAUUUGGCUUUUGCCUUGCAUCUGUACACUGGAUGUUUUCCUCCCACUUUCUUCCACUUCUUAAGCUGCCGGAGCAGACUGGAGCUGCCAGCCAGAGCCAGACAUCUGGGGGACAAGCCUGGACGGAGCUGCCAGACAUGACCGCUUCCAGCCCGGGCAAGGGCGAUGCCACCUACCCUGGCUCCCGGGGCACACACCGGCGGGGGGGCAAAGCCACUGGUUAAGAGCUGCCGCUCGUGCCACCCAGUCCCAGCGCAGCCUGUUUUGUCCGACCCAGACAGGGCGGUGAUGUUAACAUCACAUCACAGUUUUGGCUGCGUGCGGCUGUGCUGGUAACAGCCAGGAGGCCAGGCUCCUCCUCACACAGCCCUUUAAAUUGACCCCACAUGUGCCUUAUUUUCCAGCUUCCUUUGUUAGCAUUGAAAUAAAUGACUCCCAAUUCCUCCAAAACAGGAAGCAACAUAUAAUGCUAUAAAAAAAAAGGGGAUUUGCCACACCUAAUCCUAGAGAGAAACAUGCAGGAAUAGCUCUGGUCUCUGUCCCAAACCCCUAGUCCAGCCAGGACGCUGGAGCACCAGCACUGCACUUGUAUUAUUCCUUCUUCCUUCCCUCCUUUCCCCCAGCCAGGUACUUUUCCCAGCCCUCCUGCCUCCAAGCUCACCAGGUGGGCAAAGCAGCCUCCUCCGGCAGGCAGGGGAGCUGCCCACGCAGGUGCUCCUGCUGCAAUCCAGAGGCACCAACAGCCCCGGAGGGAGGGCGGUGCUGCCUGGAGGAAUCAAAAAAAAAAAAAAAAAUCAGAGCAAAGGGAAACACAAUGGGAGGCCAGCGGCUUACCCAAGCAAGCAGGGGCACGGAGGCAGCCAGCUCCAGCAGAGUACAGCCUAUCUAGUGUAGUGCUGCUGGGCUUCGCAUGGCUCCCUGCAAGGAGGUCCUUCUCCGAAAGGGUUACCUGCUUAGUUUCAGGCGAGGGCAACAAGAACUAGUGAGCUGUCAAGAAAAUACCGGUGUUGUGUCACACACAACAUCUCCGAUCCAGGCUUUUAAGAGUUCAGAGCCAGGUCUGAAUUUCAAGAGCUCUCAAAAAAUCAUCAUUCAAGCCACCCCUGGGCUGGGCAGGGAAGGACCAGGAUCCAACCCUGCCCUGAUCCGUCUGACCAGCGGAUGGCCCGAGCCUCUACACCCCAUAAAGCACGGGGGCUGACUUGCUGGAGGAUUGCUGGUUUAGCCAAACCAGCCACUGAAUCAGCUGCUUCUUGAGACAAAAGCAAAAGAGCAGCAACAGCCUGAGGUGCAUCAGGACCCAUCAGCCAGGCAGCAGCAACCCUGCAGCACCCACACUAACAAGGCAGCAGGAGGCGCAUGGGCCCCCACUCUCCAGCCACCUCCGCGCUGC
This is a messenger RNA of Egretta garzetta (little egret), 3359 nucleotides long. RefSeq names its product KIAA0040 ortholog. The transcript has a single exon. The record is from RefSeq and is a predicted model, not a curated record. The coding region runs from base 108 to 440 and encodes 110 amino acids. Lineage: Eukaryota; Metazoa; Chordata; Aves; Pelecaniformes; Ardeidae.